AUGAUCCCGCCCGGAGACUGCAUGUAUGCCGGCAGGAAGAGAAGGAAACCGAUUCAAAAACAGAAACCGGUUCCGGUAAAUGAGAAGUCCAACCCGUCCAAGCGGCACCGAGACCGGCUGAACGCGGAGCUGGACCGGCUGGCCAGCCUGCUGCCGUUCUCCCCCGACAUCAUCACCAAACUGGACAAACUCUCCGUCCUGCGCCUCAGCGUCAGCUACCUCAGGGUCAAGAGCUUCUUCCACGUCAAUCCCGACAAAGCGUCCCGCAAACCCAUCAGCCAGCCGGUCACUCAUGAGGUCAGGACAGAGGGGCUGCCGUCCGUCACUGCAGUCACUGAGAGCACGCUCUUGCUGGAGUCCCUGACGGGCUUUGCUCUGGUGGUCAGCAGUGAUGGAAUGGUCUUCUACGCCUCGUCCACCAUCAUCGACUACCUGGGCUUCCAUCAGACGGAUGUGAUGCACCAGAAUGUCUUUGACUACAUCCAUGUGGACGAUCGGCAGGAGUUCCGCCGCCAGCUGCACUGGUCCAUGAACCCCACGCAGCACAGCAGCCAGGAGCACCACUCUGCUGCAGGGACCGGUGAGGACUUUGUGGUGAACCGGCUCUUCCAUUCUCAAGAGGCGGGCGGAGUCUCUCCGGAACUUUCUCCCUUCCUCAACCGCUGCUUCAUCUCCAGGGUGAGAUGCCUGCUCGACAGCACCUCCGGCUUCCUGACCAUGCAGUUCCAGGGCCGGCUGAAGUUCCUGCAGGGGCAGAAGAAGAAGACGGCGUCGGGCGCCCCGCUGCCCCCCCAGCUGGCGCUCUUCUGCGUGGCCGUGCCCCUCCUGCUGCCCUCCAUCACCGAGAUGAAGAUGAAGACGAUGAUGAUGAGGGGCAAGCAGAAGAGCGGCAGCAGCGGCAUCAUCACAGCACUGGAGCACAGUGAUGACCAGUACCGGCGGCAUGCUGUGUCCGGCGGGCUGGGGGACGGUGGGGAGGCCGUGCUGCUGAACUGCCCGACCCCGGUGCUGCGACACCACACGCCCUGGACGCCGCUGACCAAAGACUCCGGCGGCGUUGUCGGCGGCGGCGGCGGCCUCAAGUACAAGAGCGACGGCUACUACAACGGGCAGGACGAGCCGCUCGACUUCUGCAAGUCGUCCGGGGCGACGACGGGUCUGAGGUGCAACGUGGUGCCGGACGGAGGCUGGCCGCUGAGGGCGGGCGCGGCCGGCGGCGGUUACCGCGGCAACCUCAACAUGUCCCCCACCACCGCGGCCGCGGCCGCGCGGCUGGGCAAGAUGGGCCACUACAGCAAGCCCUACCGCAUGUCCCCCGGGUACCACCAUGGCGCCCGCGCCGAGCUCUACACGCCCAGGCUGUACGGCGGCAUGCAGGGUGGCAUGCAGGGUGGCAUGCAGGGUGGCAUGCAGGGUGGCAUGCAGGGGGGCGAGGGCAUGGAGGGCUACUGUGCCGCGGACGCCAUCAAGAGCGAGGGCGGCGGCUACGAGAGCCACGGGGGCGCGGUGGGCUACGACGGACGCCUGCUGCCACAGAUGCCCAUCAAGGUGGAGCAGGACUCGGACUCGGAGAACGGCUGCGACGCCUACGGCCGGCCCUGGGGCUGCCGGCCGCCGCCGGACCGUCGCUACGGCAACGGCGGGGGGGUGUACGAGGGCGGCGGGGGCGGCGGGGGGGGGGCCGUGCAGAUGAAGGCGGAGGGGGAGUUCUACGAGCAGUACUCGCCCUGCCAGAGGAGCAAAGCCAUCAUGUCGCCCGCACCCUUCAGUGGACACUACCAGAACCUGUGCGGCACCGGCACUGGCCCGCCACUCAAGUGCGUCCUGAACAAGGAGCCCGCCGGGUCAGGCUCCUCCCACUUCAGCCCCCCGCACAGGCUCCUCCCCUCCGACCCGCACAGGCUCCUCCCCUCCGACCCGCUGUGCAGCGGCCAGGCGCCCAACUGCACGGACGCCCACGGAUACGCCGCCGCAUACGGCUACGAGGUCAAGGGUCACGGAGUCCUGCACGCCAUCAAGCGCGAGCCCAUGGACUCCCCGCCAUGGUCAGGGGUCACACUCACGCAGCAUUCUAUUGUUCUCCGAGGUUUGAGAAGGAAGCCGCAUCGCUCUGCCAUUCUGCACGCCAUCUUCAUGGAGUCGACUGCGCAGCUGGGAACAGCCGGGCCGCCUCUCAACGGCACAAACACCGCCAGAGGGGAUGCUUUAUUCGCCAUGACAACCGCGUCAGGACCGGGCUGA
Messenger RNA from Sardina pilchardus (European sardine), 2241 nucleotides. RefSeq lists its product as uncharacterized. Gene Ontology annotation, cellular component: nucleus; aryl hydrocarbon receptor complex. The transcript has 9 exons. The coding region runs from base 1 to 2241 and encodes 746 amino acids. The record is from RefSeq and is a predicted model, not a curated record. Gene Ontology annotation, biological process: regulation of transcription by RNA polymerase II; xenobiotic metabolic process; response to xenobiotic stimulus. Gene Ontology annotation, molecular function: nuclear receptor activity; transcription cis-regulatory region binding; protein dimerization activity. NCBI's taxonomy places the organism in Eukaryota, Metazoa, Chordata, Actinopteri, Clupeiformes, Clupeidae.